Carassius carassius (crucian carp) is the source of this 3159-nucleotide messenger RNA. Its product is annotated as SRSF protein kinase 1-like. The transcript has 15 exons. Gene Ontology annotation, biological process: regulation of mRNA processing; spliceosomal complex assembly; protein phosphorylation. Gene Ontology annotation, molecular function: protein kinase activity; ATP binding. The coding region runs from base 102 to 2045 and encodes 647 amino acids. Lineage: Eukaryota; Metazoa; Chordata; Actinopteri; Cypriniformes; Cyprinidae. The record is from RefSeq and is a predicted model, not a curated record.
AGAGCAGGCAGGGACACUUUGGGAGAUAGAAAGAAUAUCUCAUCUGCGUUUCAACCGUGGCUCGCACCGUACCAUCCUGCCCUGCGCUAUCCUCUUCUGCCAUGUGGUUUCUGGACUGGAUCGUUUCACUCAACACUGCCAUGGUGAAACUUGCCAGCGGUCUGAGGUGCAAGCCUGAUCCCCACCCGAGGGGAGCCGCACAGCAGCCUGACUCACCGCAGGAGCAAGAUGAGGAGAUCUUGGGUUCAGAUGACGAGGAACAAGAGGAUCCUAAUGACUACUGCAAGGGUGGCUAUCACCACGUGAAAAUAGGCGACCUGUUCAAUGGACGGUACCACGUAAUCCGCAAGCUGGGAUGGGGUCAUUUUUCCACUGUUUGGCUUGCUUGGGACAUACAAGGGAAGUGUUUUGUGGCCAUGAAAGUGGUUAAGAGCGCAGAGCACUACACUGAAACAGCACUCGAUGAGAUCAAGCUCCUGAGAGCGGUCAGAAACACAGACCAGAAUGAUCCCAGCAGGGAGAAAGUGGUGCAGUUAUUGGACGAUUUCAAGAUCUCGGGUGUGAACGGAACCCAUGUGUGUAUGGUGUUUGAAGUUCUCGGCCACCAUCUGCUGAAGUGCAUUAUCAAGUCCAACUACCAGGGCCUGCCGCUGUCAUGUGUCAAGAGCAUUAUUCGACAGGUUUUGCAAGGUCUGGACUACCUGCACACCAAGUGUAAGAUCAUUCACACCGAUAUAAAGCCAGAGAACAUCCUGAUGGACGUGAAUGAGGCGUAUGUCAAGAGACUGGCCACGGAGGCCACAGAGUGGCAGAAAUCUGGAGCUCCUCCCCCUUCUGGCUCUGCAGCGAGUACUGCUCCGGCCCCAAAACAAAUGGCGAAAAUGUCCAAGAACAAGAAAAAAAAGAUGAAGAAGAAACAGAAGCGUCAGGUUGAGCUCUUGGAGAAGAGGAUUCUGGAGAUAGAGGGACAGGAGAAAGGACCUGAAGGGGGAGAAGAGGAAGAGGAGGAUGAAACGGAGACACCCGACAGCACCCAGUCAGUCCCCACCAGUCAUGAAAUCACAGCCGAGGCUACACCGGGUGGCGUCUCAGAUGGUUGGUCUCAGCACAGAGGCACCAUCAACGGUCACAGCCAGGGCCCAGAGGAAGAGCAGACCCUGGAUCUCCAGCAGCAGAUAAAGGACGAGACCCCCGUGAACCCCUACGACAGCGGCGCCGAGGGCUCUGAGCCUACUAACCCUUACCCAGCAUGCAACGGCAACGUAGAGAACGAGCCCAGUCCUCAGUCCACUGUCGCCACAGACGGUAAUGGACCUUUGAUUUGUGACGUGGUUGAGUCACAGUGCCCUAGGGUGCAGGAUCAAGAGAGCCCCACGGCGGAGCUGAAUGGCUCCGGUUCUGUUGAGGGCCCUAAAGCUGAGAUGGGCCUCACCAUGGAGGUGGACCCCAGUUUGCAGGCAGCCACAGAGGAGGAGAGUCUGAAGGACGAUAAAAUUGCAGAAGGAAACCUGCUAGUCAACCCUCUGGAUCCGCUUAAUGCUGAGAAGAUCCGAGUGAAAAUCGCUGACCUGGGCAACGCCUGCUGGGUGCACAAGCAUUUCACAGACGACAUUCAGACUCGGCAGUAUCGCUCUCUGGAGGUGCUGAUUGGAGCAGGAUACAGCACCCCAGCUGACAUCUGGAGCACAGCUUGCAUGGCAUUUGAGCUGGCAACAGGCGAUUACCUGUUUGAGCCUCACUCCGGAGAGGAUUAUUCCAGAGAUGAAGAUCACAUCGCGUUGAUUAUCGAGCUGCUGGGGAAGAUUCCUCGUAAACUCAUCACAAACGGCAAAUAUUCCAAGGAAUUUUUCACCAAGAAAGGUGACCUUAGGCACAUCACCAAGCUGAAGCCGUGGGGUUUGCAGGACGUGCUGGUCGACAAGUACGAAUGGCCCCGAGAGGAAGCCCAGAAUUUCUCAGACUUCCUCCUACCAAUGUUGGACCUCGUCCCAGAGAAAAGAGCCACGGCUUCCGAGUGCCUCCGUCAUUCCUGGAUCGCCACCUAGUGGCCAAAAAGCUCCAACACACACACACACUUCUCUGGACUCAUGAAUGCUCCCCAGGGGCAGACGCUGUCUUAAGAGCCGUGCCUGGUGUCAUGGCAGAUAUUAGCAAGUACAAGAAGGUCCGCUCACACAGAUCCACUUCUCAAAUCGUUGUUGCUUUUUUACGUUAUUGGUAUAAUUUGUGUACUAUCAUUACAGUGGUUUGUGCUCUUGCUGAUUUAUCUAAUAGCCACUUCUCUGUGGAUUUCCGUCAUAUCACAGGAUGGUUUGACAUGUCAGAAUUGAUUCAUCUUCUUAAGAGAUUGGAUUGUGUUCCACUUCUCUCUGUUUUCUUAAAAGCGUAGUGUUGUAGUAAAUCGGACUCAGCAGCUGAUUGUAGUUUUGUUGUUUUUUUCACUGUAUUAAAAAAAGAGAUUAAUUACAGCUUCCUUCAGACUGGUUUCCAUAUCUAAAACAAGGGGUUUUACAUCCGCUGUCUGAAUGGAGGGAACAUGAAUGGACAUUUUUGAAGUUAUAAGUGUGUUUCAGAAGUCUUCAUAUUGAAUGUGAGCUGCUAUACAGUGUAAGAGAAACAUGCAUAUAUUUUUACAACAAAUGGCAAAAAUGCUAACCCUCCAUGCGUCACAAUCAUGUAUUUAAUUCAUUGUACAACAGUAAUAAUGAUGUUUAAGAUGUGAAUGCCAGGGAAUAAUUUUGGUAUCAAGGUCUAUUUCUGUUACAAAAUCUAAUAUCAGUGAAAACAUUUGAAAUUGUGUACAUACUCAUACCAAAGAGUUGGUUCUUCACACGAUCAGUGCUGUACAGACUUAAGUCCCAUCACUGUGUACAGUUUUGCUAUGAAUGAAUGGCUUAAGGAAAAUGUUUGAGAAUCACUGAUUUACAGAUUGCUUGAAAUGAAUCUGUGCGUCUUUUGAGCUUUUUCCCCCCUACGCUUGACUUUGAAGGGCCUCUAGCUUUCUCUUCUGGACGAGGCAGUUUCAUGUGACCUUUUACAGCAUCACAAAUAUCAUCAUCCGUCUCCUUUUUCAUGAAUGUCUCUCUGCUUUGAUUGUCCAGCAUUGGACUAAAAUUGUUUCUGUAGUGACUUCAAAUAAAGUUUUUGAAAUGGCAAAAA